AUGAGCCACAGCAAGAGCAACGGAACGCCCCAUGGCGUCCUCCAUGAUGAGGUGGACGUGGAUGAAAUGAUAGUGGGCAACGUAAGUGACAGUCCUCUUCGAACGCUCCGUUGCCCGAACAACUUGAGCAGCAGUGCCAUGUCGAGUGUAUCCUUUCGGCAUUCGCAACUGUCCGUCAUGAGUCAUGAUGUCCAAGACAUUCUAGAAGAAGACGAAGAUGAUGAUGUCGAAGAAGGCACUGCUACUGUCCAGAAGCAGCCCAAAGAUCUUCAGUCAGUCUGCAGCAAAGGCACCGCCCUGACAGCCAGCACCUUGGCGUCUGGUGGCUCGGCAUUUGCCCGUGUCGAAAAGGGCGGAUCCUUGCCUUCGUCUUCCACUGCCAGUCGAUGGUUCCCCUUUCGCAAUCCGUUUGCUGCCAACACAAGGGCUCAAGCCGGUGCCGCCAAACGAGCUCAAGCGCACAAGCACACUCGUCAAUCCUUUCACCUCAAUACGCUCAAUACGCUCAACGAAGGAGAGGAAGCGACCGAAAUCACGGAUGAAAGCGGAACACUUAUCAUUGCCCUUGUCGUUGUGUACUUUACCGGACAAAUGGACAGCUUCCUCCCAUCGCCCACCACCAAAGAUCAGGCAAGACGGUCUCUUACACCCAUUCAAGUAGAAACAAGAAUCCGAGAGUCCUUGCCCUCCUACUCGCUUGUGGCCCUGCAAGAUCCCAACAGUCCGCAAGCCCAUGCCAUGUCGUGGAUGCGAACCCAUCCGUCACUUCUAGACGGUAUGGACGACUAUCCUGAAUGGCGCAUCCUUCAAGUCUUUGCCAUGGCCACCUUUUAUCAUGCCUUUCAAGGUGAUUCAUGGCCCAAGCGCCAAAAGAAGGAUUGGCUCUCCUACGACGUGCAGGAGUGCAACUGGGGCGAUGAAGGUGUGGCAGUGCAAGGAGGUCGACUCAAGGACCUCAAUCUCGAUUGGUUGGUCGGAUACGGUGCCCCCACCAACAUUGUCCCCAUUACGGCGUUCGACGACAUGGCUUUGCCACGUGAGAUGGAGUUCCUCACCGAGCUCGAGACAUUGGGCAUUUUGAAUUGCGGUGUCUCCGCCGAUCUCUCCGACAUGCUUCCCACACAACUCCUACAGCUCACCAACCUGCGACGAUUGUCUCUUGGAGACAAUAACUUUCGAGGCAGCAUACCAACCCAUGUUGGUGCCAUGACAUCCCUCCAACACUUGAGCUUUGGAAACAACCUUCUGACUGGGAACAUCCCAUCAUCACUGGGUUUGCUCUCCACCAACUUGCAAGAACUCAUGCUGUUUGGCAAUGGACUCUCCUCCACGCUGCCCACAGAGCUGGCCAAUCUGGCACAGCUGACGGGCCUUUCCGUCAUUGGCAAUGACAUUACCGGCACCAUUCCCAGUCAACUGGCGAGUCUGUCGCAGUUGGAAUGGUUGUACCUGGAAAACAACAGUGGCAUUGUGGGAUCCGUUCCUUCCGUCAUUUGCGAAUUGCCGUUUCUUUCAUCCGUCUUGGUGGAUUGCACCGUCGAUUGUGGCACUUGUGCCCAAGACGUGUGUGAAUGUCUUCAAGAAUAA
Messenger RNA from Seminavis robusta, 1587 nucleotides. Lineage: Eukaryota; Bacillariophyta; Bacillariophyceae; Naviculales; Naviculaceae. The record is from the annotation of a GenBank genome assembly.